Aureobasidium musti is the source of this 539-nucleotide messenger RNA. Lineage: Eukaryota; Fungi; Ascomycota; Dothideomycetes; Dothideales; Saccotheciaceae. The record is from the annotation of a GenBank genome assembly.
CAAUGGCACCUAAGCAGCUCAAUUUCAUUACCGGCAACAAGAACAAACUUGCCGAAGUUCAAGCAAUCCUCGCCCCAACUGGCGUAGACCUCUCAAACCAAUCUGUAGACUUGCUUGAAAUCCAAGGCACAAUUGAGGAAAUUUCCAAAGACAAAUGCCGCAGGGCAGCAGACACGUGGUUUUUGAAGUCGCUCGGCGUCCAGCAAUUCCACAAGCUUCUCGCUGGGUUUGACGACAAGGGUGCCCAGGCUGUGUGCACAUUCGCAUACUCUGAAGGCCCUGGCCACGAGCCCAUCGUUUUUCAGGGAAGAACCAAGGUUGGUUGCCAUAAGACAAGUUCUGCUUACGACAAGCAUGCUGACCAGUACGACAGGNGCAAGAUUGUUGAGGCCCGCGGCCCUACCGAUUUUGGUUGGGAUGCAUGCUUCGAAUACGAGGGCCAGACAUAUGCCGAGAUGCCCAAGGCCGAGAAAAACAAGAUCUCGCACCGCGGAAAGGCUUUGGCCAAACUGACUGAGUGGCUUGACGCACACACGGAG